GGGGCGCGCGGGGGCCGUCGGGAUGCGGCUCCGCCCUCUCGUACUCAGUCGGCCGGUCGGUGUCCCGACAGGCACCGCGCGGGGUCAACGCGAGGUCGGUGGGGUUUGCGACGCGACGACGGCGUCUGCGGCUCCGAGAUCUGAGCAGGUGCAGCAGGACCGACGGACCACUGAUGAAGCGGACAGGAGGCCGAUAGCCCUGGUACACACCUUGACAUUUCUCAGGGUGCCAGGGCAGGAUGUACACGCUGCUUUCGGGGCUGUACAAGUACAUGUUCCAGAAGGAUGAAUACUGCAUCCUGAUCCUAGGCCUGGACAAUGCCGGGAAGACAACCUUCUUGGAACAAUCAAAAACACGGUUUAACAAGAACUACAAAGGGAUGAGUCUAUCCAAAAUCACCACUACCGUGGGCCUAAACAUUGGCACUGUGGACGUGGGGAAGGCUCGUCUCAUGUUCUGGGACUUAGGUGGACAAGAAGAACUACAGUCUUUGUGGGACAAGUACUAUGCAGAGUGUCAUGGCGUCAUCUAUGUCAUUGACUCCACUGAUGAGGAGAGACUGUCAGAGUCCAAAGAGGCAUUUGAGCCUGCAGUCAUGAACAAGACAUGGUGCAAGGCUCCACAUCUCCUGCUUUCCUCAGAGAAGGUGGUUUCGAGUGAAGCACUGGACGGUGUCCCCAUCCUGGUGUUGGCCAACAAGCAGGAUGUGGAGACCUGCCUCUCCAUUCCUGACAUCAAGACUGCAUUCAGUGACUGUACCUGCAAGAUUGGCCGUCGAGACUGUCUGACCCAGGCCUGCUCUGCUCUCACAGGCAAAGGAGUCCGAGAGGGCAUCGAAUGGAUGGUGAAGUGUGUCGUGCGGAAUGUUCACCGGCCACCCCGGCAGAGGGACAUCACAUAAGCACCAACUUUGCAGUCUUGGAACUGUUCAUCCCCUGGUGUUGGAAUUCCGAGUGCUCCCUGCUGGCUCUGUGCCACUGAUGCUGGGGCUAAGCUGGUUGUUUGUUAAUUCUUUUAUUUGCUUUAAGACAAACUUCUCUGUCUGGAAAAGUAUAGGUAUCCAGAGACAAACAUAAGGCAUACAGGCCAUCCAGCUCUAUAUUCCUUCCCCCCUCCCCCUCCCACCCCAUCCCAGAUCUGGAACUCUCCCAAACUAGUGAGGCCACUCCUAGGCUUGCCUGUUAGCCCAUUCCAAAGUGGAAUUUGAGGGCAUCCUGCUUGAAAUGGGGGUCUAUCUCUGGCAGCUGCUUUGUCCAGCUUGCCCAUGGAGGUGAGAAUGGUCAGGGCUAAUCUCACUUGGAGAAAGAUCUAGCCCACAUCCCAGAAGCCAUCAUGGCCCUAGUUUUGUUUGGAGUUGGGUGGGUGAGACAGGAUUUUUUUUGUAACCCAUGUUAACCUGGAACUCUUUGCCUCCUGCCCUGUACCAGUGGGAAUUAUAGGUAUGGGGCAUCACACUUAACUUUCCACCAGGUUUUGAUAUAAUCUCAGGAGAUGGUUCAGUAGACCUGCUGGAGAUGUCUGAUUUCCCUCACUAACCCAUUCUCAUUCUUAUCUCCAAAGGAGAAAGCUGAUAUAGAAAUGCUUAGAGGACAAAUCUUGCUGAGUGUACAUUUCAGUACACCCAUACUCAGGUUGUGUGGCAGCGUCCUUAGGAUACAGCUUUCACCAGGCUAUUAAGGUGUUGCUGUAGCCAGUGUAGGUGGACUGGGUCCCUACAGGAUCCAGGUCAGUUAAGUGCUGGAUUUGCAUCUCCAGAUGAGUGUGAGGUGUGGGUUGCUAGGUGGCAGCAGCCAUGCCUACUAGGCCUACUGGGUGAAAUUCUUCCUCAUGUGGCCAGGAUAAGUUUAUGAAAUAAAGACAGCCUAAGUAGCUCCUGUCCAACCA
Messenger RNA from Cricetulus griseus (Chinese hamster), 1885 nucleotides. Lineage: Eukaryota; Metazoa; Chordata; Mammalia; Rodentia; Cricetidae. The record is from RefSeq and is a predicted model, not a curated record.